Molecule: messenger RNA, 3917 nt
Organism: Magallana angulata
Lineage: Eukaryota; Metazoa; Mollusca; Bivalvia; Ostreida; Ostreidae
Product: ADAM 17-like protease
Exons: 23
Coding region: 85-2298 (737 amino acids)
Biological process (GO): Notch signaling pathway; membrane protein ectodomain proteolysis
Cellular component (GO): plasma membrane
Molecular function (GO): metalloendopeptidase activity
Source: RefSeq, a predicted model, not a curated record
GCAAAUUCUUCACAAAAAUGAUUAACACUGAUGGCGUAUCCAAUACAAACUUGUUCACUGUUCAGUCUACAAACUUAAAUAAAUAUGGCUUGUUUAAGUGUUAUAACUUUAAUCGUUCAUAUUUCAGUGGUUAUUGGACAAGUAUCAGGGGAUUUGACUCAAACCCUUAGUCAAUAUGACAGUGUCACAGAUUUUGAGAUACAUAGUAUAUCUGAGAGAGACGUGUCUGGUAUGUCAGUGCCAAGAAAGAGGGUAAAGUUUGCUGGAAAUAAAAGAAAUUAUUCUGUUAUUCUGAAACCGGUAACAGGAUUGUUUGCUGACGACUUAAAGACAGUGUUUGAUGAUGGAAAUGGUAGAAGAAAAUCAUUUAUGUUCAACAAAAAUAACUUUUUUGAGGGUGUACUUGAAGGUGACAAGAAAAGCAAUGUGCAUGCUUACUUUGACGAGGACGAUACAAUGACAGCAACCAUCAGCUCCGAGGGGGAAGACAUUGUUGUAGAGCCUGAAUGGAGACAUAUGAGGUCCAAAAAGAAAAGCUCUGGAAUGAUUAUGUACUCAGUCAAAGACAUGAAAUGGCCAAACACUGGAACAAACUCCAGUGGAUACAACUUCUGUGGAGCUACACAUGAAAAUGGGAAGCAUGAUAGCAAAGAAAUUAUGUUCUCAAAACAUAUGGAAGACAACAAUCAUCAUAGAACAAAGCGUGCGAGCAACGUAAACUGUCGACUGAUCACCGUAGCAGACUACAAGUUCUUCCAGAGCAUGGGGAAUAGCAAUAAGUACACAACAGCAAACUACAUGGCUAGUGUGAUCGCUAAAGCCAAUCUGAUUUACAAGAGCACAAACUUUGGUGGAUAUUCUGGAUUAGGUUUUCUUAUUUCUGAGAUGAUCAUUCACACUUCCCCCACGGUAGUCAGCGGAGGUGUAUUUCAUUACAAUAUGGAGAAUGGGCCUUGGAGAAGUAACUCUAAAGGCCUUCUUGAUAGUUUCAGUAGCCUUGCUAAUCAGUGGAGCGAUUUCUGCCUGGCUCAUCUCUUCACUCACCAGCCGUUCGACAACAAUGUGUUAGGACUGGCUUAUAUUGCUGGCUCUCGAGCUACUGACAUUGGCGGUCUCUGCUCUCCCCUGACCUACCUGAAUGGAGUGCAGGUGUCCUUGAACACAGGGUUCACCAGCACCAUGUAUUCCUCCGGUUCUACCGUUCUCUCCCGGCAAGCCGAGCUGGUCACUGCUCAUGAACUUGGACACAACUGGGGGAGUGAACAUGACCCAACUUCUGGGGAUUGUGCCCCAUUUUUUUUCGGAGGAAAAUACCUGAUGUAUCCCUACUCUGUGUCUGGUGAUGACUCCAACAAUGAGAAAUUUUCCAGCUGCAGCAUUAAUUAUAUUUCAAGAGUGCUCAGUACCAAAAUUGGCUGCCUCUCUGGGUCAGCUACAGAGAGUUUGUGUGGAAACGGGAGGAUAGAUCAGGGAGAACAGUGUGAUGGCGGCUACCUAGGGAAGUUUGGACUUGAUGAGUGCUGCAACCAAGAUUGUACUCUCAACUCUUUCAAAAGUGCUGUCUGCACACCAGCUAAUUAUGGUUGCUGUUCCUCCAGUUGCCAGAUCCAAAGUGCCAACGUCUUCUGUAAUGGAGCAGAGAAAUGCAAACAAAAUUCCUUUUGUGAUGGUACCAGUUUGUCCUGUCCAGUUGGUGCUAACAAACCUCAUGGAACUGUUUGCCCUGGGGGAUUUUGCAAUGCAGGGAAUUGUCAGCCUUUCUGUGAAUUCGCUGGUCUGACAUCAUGCGCCUGUUCUGACGUGGCCAACUCCUGUCGCCGUUGCUGUUUUAGUUCUGUUGCCGGGACGUGUUCUCCCUAUAACAGCACCGUUUACCUACCCAAUGGCUCGCCUUGUUCCACGGGGUACUGUUCAGGGGGGGUUUGUGUGGAAACAGAUCCGUCUCUAAGCGAGAGGUUCUUUGAUUUGUUGGAUAAAAUCAGCAUUGACUUUUUAGCGGAAACUUUCAAAACCAACAUGGUUGCCAUUAUUCAGGCAUUUUCCCUUGUCUUGUUUAUUCCCCUUUCUUGUGUGGUUUGGUGCAGGGAUCGACAAAAGCAGAAGCUGCUGAGAAAAGAAAUGAAUGCAAAAUGCAGAUUUGAUAGGACCCUGACCUUUGAUGAGGACAAGAGACAGGUCAAGAAGAAGAAGAAGAUGCCUCCAAAGCUUGUCCCUGCACCUCCUGAGGCUGUACAUUACCGAAUGGGGUCGCGAAGUGGUUCCCGCAAAAACCAGAUUACCCCCCACCCUAGAUACUAGUCCCUACGCAGCUGAUUACAGUGUAAACAUCAAGUUGGUUUUUUUGUGAUUUUUUUUUUAAUCUAAUACGUGUAGUCUCAAUUCUGUGAUAUUUGUGAUGGCAGUGUAUAUGCAUAAUAUUUUUAAGAUGUAUUUUUGUACCAAAGUUUCUGCAUGUAUCACCUUAUUUAGGUAUAUGCAUAUUUGUAAACAUUCUGUGUUGGAUCAAUUUUUAAUUCACUCUCGUAAAUUCAGUGACAUAUACAUUAUGAUAUUUUUUUUUCAAAUGUUAUGUGUGAUGAAUGCGUGUUGGUGUCUGUAACAUUUGUUUUAUUUAUAUUCAUUUAUAUUCAGAUACUGUCAUUACAGUUACAAAUCUCUAUAAUGAUUAAAAACUUUUACCAGCAGCUUUUACAUUUAUUUCCUGAUACAUGUACUAGCACUUUUUAAUCUUAGUUAUCAUUUUAACAUAAUAUUAAAAAGAUUUCUUUUUCAUAAAAUGUUUCACAAUUGAAAUAAGUUGAAAUUUAUACUUUUAAAAGAUACGAAAAAAUGAAAUCACUGAUUAUGAUAGCAUUUAUGGUUAUUUUGUAAACUAAACAGUAAACAGCAGUUCUGGUAAACUGGAAUUGUGUCUUUGUUAUAAAAAUAAUUUGAAAGAUAAAUAAAUGUGUAAUUACAAUGUAGUAUGAACAUAUUUAAUAUUAAAAUAGAUACAUCCCAUGUGUAUUGCCAUGUGGUAGUACAAUUGAAUGAUACUCCAACCUGCUUAUGAUACUUGAAAUUAUUUUAUUUUCAAAAACAUUAGUGAUGCAGACUAGUGUUGAAUUUAAAUUCAUCAUACUGGUACAUGUAUUCAUAAAUGUUGGUGAUUUUUCAAUGUUAUAUUUUUGCAAUUUCUUCUCUCUUGUUACUUUAUUUUUUUUAAAGACAUUAAUUGUAUGCUAGUAUUUAAGUAUAUAGUUUUUCAUUUCACAAGUUUAAAAAUAAUGUUUCUAAUUUCAUCAGUCUAGUGCCAUUUGUUAUUUUAUCAUUAUAAAUAAUAUGGUUAUAUAAUAUCCAAGUAUUUUUUUAACUGUGAAAGGGGUAAAAUUAUUUUUUUAUCGGUAAUCUUAAGUCUUUCUUUCGGUUAGAUUCUGGUCUCUUAUAUAUCUAGAAAGGUGUUCCUGAUUCUUAUGGACCCUUAUAAAUGAUAUGGAUGCCCCUAAAAUUUUUAUCAAUAAUUUUUGUGAAAUAUUUAUUCUUGGUUCACUCUUUAAAAAUUUCAGAUCAUUGUCUCCUCUGCAUAAAAGAAAAUGCUUAUGGAAUAUUGACAGUAAAUAACUAUAAAUCGUGUUUUAAGAAUAUCAAGUAGUUUUACGAGGGACCGUCUAAGAGGCCAAUUGACAAACACCAAUGAAAUCUUAAAAUAAAACUGUUUCUCUGGGCAUAGCUGUGCAUUUAGGACAUCUUAUUGUGUCUAUUAUUUUCGAUCUGUCUUGGAAAAUAAUGGAUGUAUUAUAAUUCUACUGUUUGCAUUUUUCCGACAGAGAUUUUCUGUAAAGGAAAGACCUAUAGUAUGUUGUACCAAUUGCAUAAUAUUUUUACAGUGUUAGACAUUUUUUUAUACAUUUUUAGAAUAAAAAUUAAUAUUACAAUCA